Messenger RNA from Nakaseomyces glabratus, 2598 nucleotides. It is a transcript of the gene YRM1, whose product is annotated as Yrm1p. Gene Ontology annotation, molecular function: zinc ion binding; DNA-binding transcription factor activity, RNA polymerase II-specific. Gene Ontology annotation, biological process: regulation of DNA-templated transcription. NCBI's taxonomy places the organism in Eukaryota, Fungi, Ascomycota, Saccharomycetes, Saccharomycetales, Saccharomycetaceae. The record is from RefSeq and is a predicted model, not a curated record.
AUGUUGGUGAGCACUUCUGAGGGGCAAAGCGUGGAGCCCAGUGUGGACACAAAGUCUAUCCUAAAUGGGAAUGUGAAGAAGAGGAGUAAGAGGGUGAAGAAGAAAGUUAUACGGACGUGUGCUUUUUGUAGGAGACGGAAGCUUAAGUGUGAUAAUGCUAGACCGAUGUGUUCAACCUGUGUGAGCAGGAAGUUCAGUACUUGUAUAUAUGAGGACACUGUGGACACCCGAAAAGUAAAGUUGGAAGAGGUUUUUGAUUCUGUGCCGAAUUUGACGCUGUUGAAGAAAGUAGAAGAGUUGGAGAAGGCCUUGCAGGCGGUUGAUCCAGAUACAGCCGCCAAGAUUAGCCAUCAGGAAAACAGCGUGGUGAACCCUGUUGCUGAUAUAUUCUUUUUACAAUCCAAGGGAUCUGGGAGGAAGAUAUUGUAUGGCCCUACAUCGAGCAGAACAUAUAUACGUCUUCAAAGUCAGGAUUUCUUAGAUCGAUUCAAACAAUUGUACGCCAAGGUCAAAGAAGAGCGAAACAAAUGGAAGUCCAAGAAUAAAUUGUCUGUAUUAAAGGAAUUAGAAGUCAUAGAUGGUGAGUUUGAACUUGGUGACACGAGGUCAUUAUUCACUCAAGCAGUGGCGGCGUUGCCAUCAUAUGAGGCAACCCGCAGAGCGAUUCAACAGUUCUUCGACAAUACAUUAUUUCAUGAAAUAAGCUCUACGCUGGACUUCAGCAAAGUUAUGAACGAUUUUUAUCAAGAAUUUGAACCUGGUGAAUACAUUAAUGAUGGAAAGGAAAGACGGAUAGCAGGUGUAAAGGUUUCUCAGAAGAGAAACUUUUAUAAGAUGGCAGUCAUCGUUAUGAUUGUCUGUCUCCAGCACUAUAAUGAAGGAGUUCCUAUUGCUAUUCAGAGGUUCCACAUCGCGCUAUCGGGUACUACUACUUCAAAAAUUCUAUACCUGGAACGUACACAGUUCCUUUUACUCAGAUAUUACUAUAGAGAGCUUUACGCCCCUUGCGGUGAUGAGAUUCAUAUGCUAAAUCUUGUGGAUACGUUGUGCACUUCAGCCACUAACAUAGGUUUGCAUUUGAAUCAUUCUAUUUAUGAAGGUCAAGAGGCCAGUAUCGGCAGUAUGAAGGCCAUGGAAAACUUGUGGAUAUGGGUCAUUUACGCUGAUGUUAACACAUCCCUGCAUGUUGGUAGGCCGCUCUUAAUUAACAGAGAUUUAUUAGACGAUAGUUUACCAAGUGUCCUUGACAAUGAUACUGAUAAGCCUGGGAGUUAUUAUUGGAAACUAAAGAGGCUGUUGAAGAUAGCCAGAAGGCAUAUCCAUGGUAUUUAUAAUAGGAGGGUUAUUCCUAAUCUGGUGCAAUACUCUGAAGAUAUUGCACAAUAUAUUGAGAAGGAGUUUCCAGAGUUGUACAGAUACACUACCUAUGAAGGUAUUGAUGCGCAAUCUGCCUCUGAUUACCGUGUGCUGACUUUGGCCAUGAAUUUAUCGAUCACCUAUUAUUCCUUGAGGUUUAUUGUGACCAAGGAGAGGUCAUUGGAGUUGAAGAAUAACAUCUUGCAGCAAAGUUUGAUUGGUGUCUCUAUGGUAGUCAAUUUGACCUUAUAUUGCUACACGCAGGAUCUCCACUACUAUCCGGAUGCUGUGGGAACAUCGAAAUACAUAACACCAUACCUGUCCUUUUCGCUUUCAGCUACAAACACGUUGUUCCAGAAGGCCAUCACCCUGUUCUGUGCGAUGUUGUAUUACAAGCUGACGUUAUUUGAGAGAGGUAAGUUCCUGAAGAAAGAGCUGAAGGACAUUGACCAGCAUGAUCUGACGACGCUGCGAGUGGCGCCGGGACGCAACAUCUCCUUGAUCAGCUCGUUCAGAGUGUACUCUGAUCUAUUUGACAGGUGGCACAACGGCAACGCCAGCAAAGGUAUGAUGGAAGUCGUUGUGCGGUCGCACACCUUCAUCGUCAGUUUGGCGCUGGAGCGUGUGAACAGGACGUUGCUUGCCAAGAUCAUCGAGUACCGUACCAAAGCGGAGGAUGUGUGGAUCCCGCUGGAAGAGAUGGAGAACGGUGUCGCUGCCACGUCUGGCUCGAUGGCACCUCCAGCUCAGAUACAACAUGAACCACAGCAAGUGCAACCACAGCAAGCGCAGCAAACGCAAGUGCAACCGCACACACAUAUGGCACAUGCACAUGAGGGAUCGACUAACGGCAGCGGCGCGUCGACGAGAACGCACAGCUCCGGGACCAGCCAGGGGACCAGCCAGGGAACGAGUGUUGGUAUGCAGGGCAACGGGUGUCCGUCGCGUAUAAUGGACGUCGAGACCCCGCUGUCUAUGGUGUCGCCCGUGAUCACGAGGGACAAGAGUGCCAACGGCAGCAUCGCCGGCUCAGACAUCAGCAGCAUGUACGCGGACGAGAUACUCAACGUGCCGAACGUUGACAUCGCCGCGGACUCGUUCCUGGACAUGGACAGCACAGAGCCAGAGGACGAAAACUCAAACAAGCUCGCGCAGAUGCUAGCAGACGAGUUCUGGACCAACUACAACUCGGGCUUCCCGGACAUAGUCGACCGCAUAGACUACAACACCUUGUUUGAGUGA